Molecule: messenger RNA, 2204 nt
Organism: Anastrepha obliqua
Lineage: Eukaryota; Metazoa; Arthropoda; Insecta; Diptera; Tephritidae
Product: eEF1A lysine and N-terminal methyltransferase homolog
Exons: 11
Coding region: 103-2130 (675 amino acids)
Molecular function (GO): S-adenosylmethionine-dependent methyltransferase activity
Source: RefSeq, a predicted model, not a curated record
ACAAACAGCUGUUUGCUCACAUUUGUCUAUCUAAUUUUUUGAUAUUUUUUUGUGUGACCUGAAAUAAACAAUUUCAAAUUUUAUAAUUUUAGCAAUUUCGCUAUGAAUUUAUUGCCUAAAUCACAUGAAGAGUUCGCGCAGCCGGAAUACUGGAAUUCAUUCUUUACAAAACGCGGAGAGAAGUCUUUUGAAUGGUAUGGCGAGUACUUGGAAUUAUGCGAGCAUAUACACAAAUAUGUAAAAAACACCGACCAAAUACUAAUGCUUGGUUGCGGUAAUUCUCAACUCAGCAUGGAUAUGUACGACUCAGGUUAUAGAAAUAUCACAAACAUCGAUAUAUCAACGGUGGCGAUACGAAAAAUGUUGGAAUUGAAUGAGCGUAAGCGCGCAAGUAUGAAAUUCUUGCAAAUGGAUGCCACACAAAUGACAUUUGAUGAUGAGUACUUCUCAGUAGCACUAGAUAAAGGCACCUUGGAUGCGCUCUUUGUCGAUGAUACAGCCGAGGUACAUGCAACAGUGGAGCGCUAUUUCAAUGAAAUUAAGCGUACAAUGCGCAAUGGUGGACGUUACUUAUGCAUAACACUUUUACAAGAACACAUUUUGAGUUAUAUUUUAAAUUACUUUCCCCGUAAUGGUUUUAUGUUGCGCGUGGUACAUUGUGCCGAUGCUGACCGAGCGAAUCAGGAAAAGAAUGCUGAUAAUCCAGAUGUUGUGACAAUGCCAGUUUUCAUUGUUGUUGCUACCAAAUUUAAAGCAUUACCAAUGCCAAUUCUAGAGUUUAGUUUGGGUAAAGACAAAAUGCAACGUUUACAAACCGCUGAGGAGCUUGUAAAUGCAGUAGUUACGGUGCAAAAGGCAGCGUUGAUUUGCAAUGGCCUUGCGCGUACAAAUAUUGCAGGUCACAACGAGGUUGUCAUGGACUUAUGCCAACCGGGCGAAUCCAUUCCUCGCUACACAGUACACGUAUUGGAUCAAGCACCAGCAAGAGGAUUGGGUAAAUUUGCGGCGUUUAUUGUACCUCAGGGCAGAGAAAUCGAAUGGCUUUUUGCCACAACUCAGGGACGUAAGAAGUUACAAAAUUCAGCGAAAUUCCAACGUCUGGCUGUAGUGACGCUUCAUCGUGAUCAGCAAUAUUUAUCUUUGGAUAGUGUUAAACGCGAAUUGGGGGACAGCAUAAAGUGUCUUGCUCCUAUGGGAUUAACAGAACAGAUACCUUUCCUUUCAUUGGGCGCCGAUGUUGGCAAGCGUGAAACUUUGGUAAGCGGGCUAUCAAAAAUAUCCGGCGAAUUCCGCAUUGAAGAAGUGGAAGGAAACGAAGGAAAAGUGUUCCGACGUUUGAUCUUCCUGAAUAAUCAAUUUGUAGUACAAUCGGAAGCGUUAGUGAAAACGAUUAAAUUAAAGGGUAAAAAGGAACGUAAAAAAAUUGAUUUCGGUUAUUUGGCCUGUCAGCAUCAUCUAUACAUGUCCGCUGGUGUACAUUUGGCAACUGGUCCAAAACCCAACGCCAGUGAGUUUAAGGACGUGGUAGUGGUAGGUUUGGGUGGAGGUGGCCUUUGCAGUUUUCUGCACUCCGCUUUGCCCGAUAUACGCCUUACUGCUGUGGAAAUAGACCCUAUUAUGCUGGAGGUUGCUGAGCAGUAUUUCGAAUUAAAGCAGGAUAAACACUUUCAUGUAGUUAUCGAUGAUGGUUUGUCGUUUUUAGAUGUUUGCAAAAAAGAAGAAAUAAAAUUCAACGCAGUGUUAUUUGACGUUGACAGCAAAGAUCUUUCACUCGGCAUGAGUUGUCCGCCCAAAAGCUUUCUUGAACCGGCCGUACUCGACAACAUCAAAUAUAUUAUUGGUGACAAAGGUCUAUUUGUAUUAAAUUUGGUGUGUCGCGACGAAGCGCUUCGAGAUGAAGCUUUACAACAACUGCGCGCUGCCUUCAAAGCUGUUUGCAGUUAUAAAUUGGAUGAGGACAUUAAUGAAGUUAUUUAUUGUUCGAAUAGUGAAAAGUACAAAAGCAUAGCAGAGUGGAAGAAAGAUUUGGGAGCGGCAGCGAGACGUUUGAAUAACUCGGCGAAAGAGCAGAAGUUACAAAAGGAUGAUAUGUUGGAAGUCACAGAGUUUAUAAAUGAAUUAAAUAUUUAAAAGAAAUGUGUACCUCUUCACUAAUCGUUUAUCUAUUGAUGACUAAAGUUGUUUGAAUAGUACCGAAACUGAAA